AUGGCUGACCGCCGUACUAUCGCGACACGGCCAAGCAGAGACACAAUCGUGAACCCGGAGGCUCUUGCGAGCCGCAUUACGGUUGUCAGUAGAGACACCAUCGUCACCCACGACGGUCUUGGAACUUGGGAUCCUUAUGCAGGCCGCGAUGGUUAUGUCAGCGCCACCGCGACCAUUUUCGAGGACCGCAGUGAGACGAAUACCAUUAAUGAGCAGUUCGAACUGCAAUUCUAUCCGGGACCGGAACAAAAAGCGCAAGAUGACCAUCUUGUAGAAUUCGAUCCAGAUGAUCCACUAAACCCGAAGAACUGGUCUCGUUCAUACCGCUGGUUGUUGACGGUCCUCUCAGGUGUAAUAGUUCUAAAUGCGUCGUUCGCUUCAUCUGCACCAUCGGGAAUUAUUCCACAACUCGUCGAAGAAUUUGGGAUGUCCAGCGAAGUGUCCGCAUUGACCAUAGCCCUCUUCGUCGCUGGUUACUGCAUUGGUCCAAUCGUUUGGGGCCCACUUUCUGAGCAGAUUGGUCGGCGUCCCGUUUUCAUUAUUUCCUUCACGGUCUACACAGGGUUCCAAAUCGGAAAUGCUCUUUCAAAGAACAUCGCAUCGAUUCUCAUUUUCCGUCUUCUGGGUGGCACAUUCGCGGCUGCACCAAUGACAAAUAGCGGUGCCUUGAUAUCUGAUAUUUGGGAUGCCGGCACUCGUGGCAAAGCAAUGGCUUUAUUUGCACUUGCACCGUUCGCUGGUCCAGCUCUUGGACCUAUAGUUAGUGGAUACAUCAACAAUGCCCACGUGUCAUGGAGAUGGCUUUUCUGGGUCCUGACGAUGUUUGCUGGUGUAUGCCUUGUCGGGAUAAUCCUGCUCAUUCCUGAAACAUUUGCGCCUAUUAUUAUGGUCACAAAGGCGAAAGAGUUGCGCAAGCAGACUGGAGAUGAGAAAUACUAUGCACCUAUGGAAAAGAUGCCAAAGAGAGGCGUGCUCAAGUACUUGGAGGAGACAAUUGCCCGACCUUUCAAGAUCCUGUUCCAAGAACCAAUGCUUAUCGCCAUUACUGUGUAUAUGAGUUUCGUUUAUGGAUGUCUAUACCUCUUGUUCGAGGCAUACCCCAUUGUGUUCGAGGGCUUGCAUCACUUCUCCACAGGUACUGGUGGUUUGAUGUUCCUUCCGGUCUUCGGUGGAGGUGCUGCAGGCGUGUUUGCAUAUCUCUUCUAUUUCAAUCCUCGAUAUGAGCGCUUGAUCGAACACUACAAGCCUCGUUCUGUACCUCCUGAAGCCCGCCUUGAGGUCGCGAUUGUUGCUUCUCCGAUCUUUGCCAUAGGAUUCUUCUGGUUCGCUUGGACUUCUUUCCCCUCUAUUUCCUUCUGGGCGCCAAUGAUGUCCGGUCUUCUUAUUGGAGCGACUGUUGUGCUGGUAUUCCUUGCCUUGUUGAAUUAUAUCGUUGAUGCAUACUUAUUCGUUGCCGCAUCGGCCCUCGCUGCCAAUACGGUCGCACGGAGCUCAUUCGGAGCGGCGUUCCCCCUGUUCGGACAGCAGAUGUAUGACGCGUUGAAUCCCCGAUGGGCCUCGACGCUGAUUGGCUGCAUUGCAUUAAUAAUGAUCCCUAUUCCGCUCGUACUACGAAGAUAUGGACCAACGUUGCGCAAGCGCUCCAAGCACGCUCCCACACCGGCUGCGCCCGCGAAGCCCGAGAAAGACAAGCUGGACAAAUUGGCCGAAUCCGAAGUCUGAGCUACUCCCGCAUGCCUGGGCAUGCUGUCUGAGACAUAGAGUGUCAUAUUUGCAUGGAUUAAUUCUUUGUAAUUCCUAAUUAUUUGCACCAUUAGCAGUCUUUACUCAUCAAAGCCGUGUAUGUUCGCACUCCUUUCACAAGUCAGUUCGGAAACACUUUUGGUUAUGUUUGUCUUCGAGUUCUCCCCUUCA
Fomitiporia mediterranea MF3/22 is the source of this 1914-nucleotide messenger RNA. RefSeq names its product MFS general substrate transporter. Lineage: Eukaryota; Fungi; Basidiomycota; Agaricomycetes; Hymenochaetales; Hymenochaetaceae. Gene Ontology annotation, molecular function: transmembrane transporter activity. Gene Ontology annotation, biological process: transmembrane transport. The transcript has 11 exons. Bases 1 to 1722 code for a protein of 573 amino acids. The record is from RefSeq and is a predicted model, not a curated record.